Molecule: messenger RNA, 840 nt
Organism: Aspergillus uvarum CBS 121591
Lineage: Eukaryota; Fungi; Ascomycota; Eurotiomycetes; Eurotiales; Aspergillaceae
Exons: 1
Coding region: 1-840 (279 amino acids)
Source: RefSeq, a predicted model, not a curated record
AUGACCCCCAAAGCAAACACCAGCCAAAAGCGCAAACGCAUCCCCACCAAAGGAAAAGAAACCAAAAAACAGCGCAAGAGGAAGACCACCACCCUCAAAACCACCGCACCAUCAUCCCCGGACACCCAAAGCCACGCCACUACACCACCUCGAACCCCAACAGCCCCCCCCUCAUUCUUCCUCGAAACCCUCUCCACCAAGGACAAAGCCGCCCACACUCGCCUACAGCAGCAGAUCCUUGCCGAAACCGAAAUCCUACACGUCUACCUCCGCAGCCUCCGCAACCAGCUCACGCAACCGCUCUCCCGCGAGGCACAGUACGCGAUCUGCAAAGCCAACGCCAAGGCCAUCGCAGCGCAGUAUGCGAUUCUGGGCGACCUAGAAACGGAUCUGGAGUAUUUCGGACGGAGCGUCGAGCUGCAUGCGCUGGAUGAGGCUGCCGCGGUCAAGAAGGAGAAAACUGGAGAGCUGAUCUCGUCGAAUCCGACCUGGGCGGAGGUGGUCGCAGCAUGGGGCCAACCGGUCGCGGAUCGUGUGCGGCGCGACACGCACUCCGGUCACUUUUGUACGUACCUGGCUUGGUUUGCAAAGCGGGGGUUUGAGUGGAAGACCGUCGCGAAUCUGCUGGCGACGGCCGUGAUCAACCGGCUGGACGACUCGCGGCGUCCGAGUUGGCUGGCGCUGCUGACGGUGGACGCGGUCUACGCGAAGAAGGAGAUCCCGCGGCCUGCGCCGGUGCUGGCGGCGAAGGAUGUCCUACGGGUGGGGUGUCGGUUGGAUCGGUUUGGGUUGCUGGUGCCGAUGUCAGUGGAGGAGAGGGAGUGGGCGCGGUUUUUGUGA